AUGGCGAACGUCGUAACGGCACUGCCUCGUGUGACUAUUGAGUUCUGUACUCAGUGCAAAUGGAUGCUUCGAGCCGCAUACUUCGCCCAAGAGCUGAUCUCCACCUUCUCGACCUCUCUGGGAGAAGUCGCACUCCAGCCAUCCACAGGCGGCGUCUUCGCCGUUCAUCUGUAUACUGCUGCGCCGUCAACGACUACGAUCCAGAAGCAUUUGCUCUGGGACCGGAAGGCUGAGGGUGGAUUUCCUGAAACAAAAGAGCUUAAGCGCCGCGUACGAGAUAUCAUUGAUCCAUCUAGAGAUCUAGGACAUGUGGAUUCCCACGCAAAGCCUGCUACUACUACUACUACUACUAGUAGUACUGCUACUACGGGCCAAGCUCCUCCUGUAGAGAAGGUAGCUCAGGCGGGAGCUGCGGGCGAUGAUGCUUGGAAUGUGGUAAAUGAGAAUGGGAAGGUGGUUAUUGGUGGUGGUGGCGAGGGUGAGAGUUUUGGGUUCUGUAGACCGGGGGAUGAGAAUUGUUGCUGCUAG
Molecule: messenger RNA, 528 nt
Organism: Amorphotheca resinae ATCC 22711
Lineage: Eukaryota; Fungi; Ascomycota; Leotiomycetes; Helotiales; Amorphothecaceae
Exons: 3
Coding region: 1-528 (175 amino acids)
Source: RefSeq, a predicted model, not a curated record